Messenger RNA from Clupea harengus (Atlantic herring), 1200 nucleotides. RefSeq names its product NACHT, LRR and PYD domains-containing protein 1 homolog. NCBI's taxonomy places the organism in Eukaryota, Metazoa, Chordata, Actinopteri, Clupeiformes, Clupeidae. Gene Ontology annotation, cellular component: cytoplasm. The record is from RefSeq and is a predicted model, not a curated record. Gene Ontology annotation, biological process: regulation of apoptotic process. The coding region runs from base 311 to 799 and encodes 162 amino acids. The transcript has 6 exons.
GAAGAGAGAGAUUGAGAUUGGUCUGUAUGUGCUCAUUCACAGAGUGGACUGCAGCAGCCUCUCACAUGAGAUUGUGGAGCAGGUCCUCAGUGCUCUCUCCAGACAAAAGUCUGUGGGUAAAGUCCAUCUGUCUGUGACGACCAUCACUGGCACCACCGCAGCCCUGUGCUUGGACUUCAUUCAGAACACAGAGACGUGCCAUGAGUUUACGCUUCAGGAUAAUUCAAGGCCACCCUCCUCCUUUCUCACUGUGAAGAAAGACUCCAGAGGCCUCAGGCUGGAUGUAAAAUCACUGUUGCCUUCCACAACAAUGUCACCUGCUUCACUUACCCUGUCACAAGCCAACAACCCAACCAGCGACAGCUUUACUGACUUCAUCCACAAGUUUCGCGAUGUCACAGGUUUAAGAGCAAAUCCACAUAGGUCUCCAGAUGACUGUAUGGGUGUUCUUGAGUCCUUCACUGACUGGAGACUCGAGACUCUGCCUGAUCUGGAGAAGGUGGAGUUGAAGGUGAGAUGCCUGACUGAGAGCUGGGCCCGCUGGAUCCUCAACCUCAUCCACACGUGCCCCACUCUGAAGGAAGUAGAGUUACACACAGGUUUCGAAGAAGGUCUCUUACUGGAGGAGGGGAUCAGUCUUCUGCAGGAGUCUAAUAAGCGUCCAGAUUGCACUGUGAUCCUCAAUGGGAGGAGAUGCACUAAACCCAGUGGGAAGUGUGGUGAGGGAGAUGAGCCCAAACUGGACUGCAACCAGCGUGUGAAGAUCCAAAUGAGGGGGUCAACUGAAGAGGAGAUUUAGGGCCGUAAUUGUACUGCACAAUGAUUGUGUUCGGCUCUUCAUGGCCUCUCUCCUAGCUACAUCUCUGAUCUCUUAGUCCCGGAGCAUUUGCAGUCAGGGCCCCGAGGCUCUGGAACAAUCUGCCUGAGGAAGUCAGGUUGGCAGUCUGUGUCUUCCUUAGAGUCCCUUCUUCAAACAAAAUUUUAUAGGAGAGUUUUAAUUUCCUUUGAAUUGACUUUUAUUUCCUUAAAAAAAUGUUUGACUGUAUUGGUGGAGCGAUCUAUAAUUUUUAUAUGGCUUAUAAUUGUUUUAUCUGUUUCCUUUUCAAACCUGAUGAUUUCAUGAUUUAAUGUUGCUGCCUCUGUGGAGCACUUUGUAAACGGUGUCUAUAAAUAAAGAUAAUUAUUAUAUGAUUAUCGAUA